This is a messenger RNA of Etheostoma spectabile (orangethroat darter), 1985 nucleotides long. It is a transcript of the gene rnf24, whose product is annotated as ring finger protein 24. Gene Ontology annotation, molecular function: ubiquitin protein ligase activity; zinc ion binding. The record is from RefSeq and is a predicted model, not a curated record. The coding region runs from base 564 to 1019 and encodes 151 amino acids. NCBI's taxonomy places the organism in Eukaryota, Metazoa, Chordata, Actinopteri, Perciformes, Percidae. Gene Ontology annotation, cellular component: endomembrane system. Gene Ontology annotation, biological process: proteasome-mediated ubiquitin-dependent protein catabolic process. The transcript has 6 exons.
CGUCGUACAUGCAGUCCUCAAAACCUCCAGUGGCAAUAAUACAUCCGUGCAUUACCCUCAUCGGUCUGUAUGGGUCUCUAUAUGCUGAGCUGACUGGGAGGAGGUGGGAUUUAGCUACUGGUGGAAGUGGGUUUAACGUAACGUUACGUGCGAAUCGUGCAGAUUGCAAACCACGAUUAUCACUGCUGCCAACGAAGGAUUCUUUUGGGGAAAUAUUUACGAGAAAGCCCCUCGCGGGAUAACCUCCCCUCCCUGCCAGCGGCACACAUUCAUCCACCACUUUCGUUUGUAUCUCGUCAUUUUUUCUUUUGCCUCUGCUUCCCACUCAGACCCAGCGAGGUUCUCGUUAACCACAGCCGCCACCAUCGUCCACAUCACAGGCGGGGGCUGUGUGAUGAGGUCGCCCUGCAGCAGGGGUUUGGUUACGCUAAGAUUUUGUUGUUAGGACACUACUCUUCGCUUUCAGUUCAGGUCAACUUGUCGGCUUUUAAAGCCCCCUAGCACCCCGGGUGUGUGAAGAAAUACACAACAGACGCUACUACUGGGGCUGUGGGAACCGCUGAAUGUCCAUGAGCUCCGAUUUCCCGCACUACAGUUUCAGGAUGCCAAAUAUAGGGUUCCAGAAUCUUCCCCUUAAUAUCUACAUUGUGGUGUUUGGGACAGCCAUCUUUGUCUUCAUCCUCAGCCUCCUUUUCUGCUGCUACUUAAUAAGGUUACGGCAUCAGGCGCACAAAGAGCUAUAUGCAUACAAACAAGUCAUUCAGAAGGAAAAAGUCAAAGAGCUAAAUUUGCAUGAGAUUUGUGCGGUGUGUUUGGAAGAGUUCAAACAGAAAGAUGAGCUGGGGAUUUGUCCGUGUAAACAUGCUUUUCAUAGGAAGUGCCUCAUUAAGUGGUUGGAGGUGAGGAAAGUCUGCCCGCUGUGCAACAUGCCUGUCUUGCAGCUUGCCCAGCAGGCCGGCAGCAUGGACCCCCCCGUGCCAAUACAGCAGCCUCUACCCGGCGUCGAGAACCUGGUGUAGAAGAGUCAAGCCCUCUCUUUUAGUACAUUACAGACACAUAAACACACAUCCCAUCACUCAUACUGCCACCUGUACAGCUACACCUUUGGUAUGAGUCUGUGGACAGAGUGGAUAAACUGGAGUUCAAGCACAGAUACUCCCAAAAAACUGUGACUCUGCAGCCAUCGUCACCUCUCGUAUUCUUGCUUUGGUUCACAAAAUGGUUUUCCUGAUAUCAGUUCUAACUGAUAAUCAACUGUUUUCAUGUUGUUGUUUUUUUCAUGGACAAAGAAGAAGAGUUGAUUUAGAAGAUGUUUCCUUCUUGGCCAAGAUGUGGACGAUAUUUUUCUUUCUCAACCAAAGCACUUUUCUGGGGACACCAGCUAAAGACAAGGAGGGGGAAAAAAACAAAAAAAGCCAACACUACACAACAACCAUACACUAAAAUAUAAAUUUUCUUUAUUCUUUUUAACACGCACUUUACGAGAAGGCAAAGUUGAAUUGCUUGUGAUCCUAGUAGCAAGGUUAUGUUUUAUAUUUUAUCAUUAACUAUAAUGUCUAUGUACCUUUUCAGCCACAUGGGUUUUCAUAUUUAAUUAGUGAACUUUGAUUUGAAAGAAAACACAAAUAAAUCUUAAAGGGACAACAAAACCUAUGUCGGUAGAGAGAUGUCAGGAAAUUUGGACAAUGCUUCUAGUUUUAAUUUAACACGCUCAACAAAUUAAGCUCAAAGCAACCUUGAGACUUUAUGUCUGACUAAAUGUGAAGGGUUUGAAUGUGUUUUUCACACGAAGCCUAAAGAAUUUGUUCCCUCAUCGCCUGUUUUUUCAUUCAUUACAAUGUUGUUAUUAUUCUCUUUUCAUUAUUCUGUCUAUACAGGAAGGUAUUACAAUGAACAAAUUAUAUUUACGUUAAACAAAUUUGCCGGGUAACAUCCUCCAUAUACGAGUGUAGACUAUAUGCUGUCACGCAAGGCAUUACUCAGAA